AUUAGGGCAGUAAAUUCUUUUCGAUUUUGUGAAUGGUAAGGGUAUGACAACUCCUAGGCAGCUGAGCCGAAGGAUUUGAGGCAGGACAUACUAYAACUACAUUACCCAUCAGCCCCAGCGACCGAGUCGUCACAGUGAAGACAAACAUGGCGGUUGUCGGACCUCUAUCAAGAAUCGCCCGGCUUGGCCGCAACAUCUGUCAGAACCACCGGUUAAUAUUUAACAAAAUCUCACAGAGACGAGGAAUAGCUUCGUGUAUCGACCCUUCUCAUGGACUCUCAGAUGAACAGAAGGAAUUUCAAAAAGUGGCCUUUGACUUUGCAGCCAAUGAAAUGUCUCCACACAUGGCAGAGUGGGACCAAAAGGAAGUCUUCCCGGUGGAGACGAUGAGGAAAGCGGCUCAACUGGGUUUCGGUGGGAUCUACGUUCAGCCAGAUGUCGGAGGAUCGGGCCUUUCUCGGCUCGACACGUCGAUCAUCUUUGAAGCUCUGUCCACAGGAUGUGCCAGCACCACGGCCUACAUAAGCAUCCACAACAUGUGCGCCUGGAUGAUUGACACUUUCGGCAAUGUCGAUCAGAGGGAGAAGUUCUGUCCUGAUCUCUGUUCGAUGGAGAAGUUUGCUUCUUAUUGUCUCACUGAACCAGGCAGUGGCAGUGAUGCGGCUUCACUCCUGACUUCUGCACAGAAAAAAGGUGACCAUUACAUCUUAAAUGGCUCGAAGGCCUUCAUCAGUGGAGGAGGAGACACAGACGUGUACGUGGUGAUGUGCAGAACCGGAGGUAAAGGACCGAAGGGCAUCUCGUGUCUGGUGGUGGAGAAGGGAACGCCAGGCCUCAGUUUUGGCAAAAAAGAAAAGAAGGUGGGCUGGAACUCUCAGCCUACCAGGGCGGUGAUAUUCGAGGACUGCGCGGUUCCUGUCGCCAACCGUCUCGGCGAGGAAGGGCAGGGCUUCAGCAUCGCCAUGAAGGGCCUGAACGGAGGCAGGAUCAACAUCGCUUCCUGCUCGCUGGGCGCGGCCCACGCCUGCGUGCUGCUCGCCAGGGACCACCUGCUGGUGCGCAAACAGUUUGGAGAGACGCUCGCCAACAGCCAGUUUCUUCAGUUCAAACUGGCAGAAAUGGCCACAAAGUUGGUCACUUCUCGUCUUCUAGUGCGUGACGCUGCGACGGCGUUGCAGCAGAACCGGUCCGACGCCGUCACGCUCUGCUCCAUGGCCAAACUGUUCGCCACAGACGAGUGCUUUAAUAUCUGUAACCAGGCUCUCCAGAUGCACGGAGGCUACGGUUACCUGAAAGACUACGCAGUGCAGCAGUUUGUGCGGGACAUCAGAGUCCAUCAGAUCCUCGAGGGAACCAAUGAGGUGAUGAGGAUGAUUAUUUCCCGAAAUCUGCUGACGGAGUCGUGAUCUUCAGACCUGCUCCUAAACUGUCUGCAGUUUUUGUCAUCUAAACGUAUCAGUUUGGGGACGAUCAAACUGUUGUGCAGCGUUGACUCAGCUGACUGUUGUGACACUAAUCAGUGCAAUAUCUUUGUAAUACCUGCAACAUUUUCAACAAUAAAGUAUAGAUUGUAGCUCAAAG
Molecule: messenger RNA, 1581 nt
Organism: Austrofundulus limnaeus
Lineage: Eukaryota; Metazoa; Chordata; Actinopteri; Cyprinodontiformes; Rivulidae
Gene: acad8
Product: acyl-CoA dehydrogenase family, member 8
Exons: 11
Coding region: 147-1406 (419 amino acids)
Biological process (GO): lipid metabolic process
Cellular component (GO): mitochondrion
Molecular function (GO): acyl-CoA dehydrogenase activity; flavin adenine dinucleotide binding
Source: RefSeq, a predicted model, not a curated record